Salvelinus fontinalis (brook trout) is the source of this 1734-nucleotide messenger RNA. Its product is annotated as phospholipid phosphatase-related protein type 1-like. The record is from RefSeq and is a predicted model, not a curated record. NCBI's taxonomy places the organism in Eukaryota, Metazoa, Chordata, Actinopteri, Salmoniformes, Salmonidae. The transcript has 5 exons. Bases 16 to 765 code for a protein of 249 amino acids. Gene Ontology annotation, biological process: signal transduction; phospholipid metabolic process; phospholipid dephosphorylation. Gene Ontology annotation, molecular function: phosphatidate phosphatase activity.
UAAAAUAAAAACUAAAUGAGUGUAUCUGUCUGUCGUCAGAUCUUCAUCGGAGAGGUAUCCAUGUACAUCAUGAAGUCCACACGGGCGGUGCUACUAACCCAGGAGAAGACCAUCUUGACGGGGGAGUGCUGCUACCUGAACCCCCUCAUCAGAAGAAUCGUCAGGUUUAUUGGUGUGUUUGCAUUCGGCCUGUUUGCCACAGACAUCUUUGUGAAUGCUGGCCAGGUAGUGACCGGUAACCUGGCGCCGUACUUCCUGUCUGUGUGUAAGCCCAACUACACCGGCACCGAGUGUCGCUUCAACCACCAGUUCAUCUCCAACGGUAACAUCUGUACCGGCAGCCCGGCCGUCGUGGAGAACGCUCGACGCUCUUUCCCUUCCAAAGACGCCUCGCUCAGCGUCUACUCCGCUGUCUAUGUCACGAUGUACAUCACUAGCACCAUAAAGACUAAGAGUAGCCGUCUGGCCAAACCAGUGCUGUGCCUGGGUACCCUGUGUACAGCCUUCCUCACCGGGCUCAACCGGGUCUCGGAGUACCGGAACCACUGUUCUGAUGUCAUCGCUGGGUUCGUCUUGGGCAGCUCUAUCGCUCUCUUUCUGGGUAUCUGUGUGGUGAACAACUUUAAAGGAGCCCACUCGACUGCCACCAAGCAGAAGACUGAAGAUUACCGUGGUCUCCCUUUAAUGGCCUUCCCCCGCGUCCAGAGCCCCCUGGAGACACUCAGCGCACAGAACCAUUCGGCAUCGAUGACUGAGGUCACAUGACUAGCGGGGACCACGGUGGGACAACACCGGGUCACCUUUGCGUCUCCUCAACACAACUUCUAGGCACAAUUAUGUUUUGUACUGUGUCAUACUACUACUGUUAAAAAAAAGGACAGUAUUCUGGUGUAUGUAACUAGUUAGAGGCCGAUGAUUUGUACAUUUUCUAUAAGAGAGUACGUGCUGUAGCCUACCUAACCCUGAAGAUGUUACUACUGUAGGUUUGAACUGGGGUUGUAAAAUUCACGUAACUUUCCAAAAAUGUCCAGGUUUUCCACAUAGAAGAUUCCCGGAAUCAGGUGUAAGAAAUCCAGGAAUUCUUCUACCGGGAUUUCUGGAAAGUCUGGGAAUGUUGGGAAAAUUACCGGAAUGUUUCACCCCUAGUCUGAUUUGUGUCAGGACUUCCUCCUCUCUCUCGCUCAUCAUGUUUUACAUCGUGUUAGGACUUACGCUUUCAUUCCUCCUCUCUCUAGUCAUGUUUUAUAUCACAAAGGAAAUAUAAUAUACAGUAUACAGUCUAUCUAAUGUUAUUGAAAUAUUGAUGUCGUUCCGUGGUAUUUGUACAAAUUCCUCAAUCUAUUCUGUUCGUUUUUUUCUGUACAUUUAUUGACUACAUUCUUAUUUUGUAUUAUUUGUUAUCUCUGUAUAAAACAUUUGGACCGAUUAUUAUUAUUAUUUUUAUAUACUUUUUUUGUUGCCUGCUGAUUUUUCAGGAAUGUAUUUGUUAUUCAUGUUGUUCAGGGGGAAACAACAUCCCAUUGGACUGUGACACAACGUGGUAUUAUUGUGUUUUUGUCUUCUCCAUCCAGAAACUGCCAUUCUCUCAGCAUGGAAGUACACAGUUGAACUAUUUGAAUAAAUAUUCCCAAUUUGUAUAGUCUUUCUUUAAGAAAAAAACUAACACAUUUCUUUUGAAAUGCUGCAUAUAUUUUUCUUGCUUUGUCCAAAUAAUAAAUAUUUAGUAGCAGAGUA